Molecule: messenger RNA, 1386 nt
Organism: Thlaspi arvense
Lineage: Eukaryota; Viridiplantae; Streptophyta; Magnoliopsida; Brassicales; Brassicaceae
Source: the annotation of a GenBank genome assembly
AUGAGAAACAUUUUCGUCCCUGUAAUCCUCUCCUUCUUCAUCAUCCUCUUAACUCCAUCAACCGCAGAAGAAUCAGAGCCUUCGUCUGUCUUCUCCGUCGAUCAAAUCCUCAACCAAACCAGCUCAUGGCUCGAUUUUCCGGCGAAAUACAACCAACCUAAAAUCGAGUUAACCGCAUCAACAAUCAUCGCCGUCGUACUCUCUUUCAUCGCCUCCUCCAUCUCCAGCGCAGGAGGAAUCGGCGGCGGAGGUUUAUACGUUCCGAUAAUGACAAUCGUCGCCGGACUCGAUCUGAAAACGGCGUCGAGCUUCUCUGCCUUCAUGGUAACCGGCGGAUCCGUGGCCAACGUGGGAUGCAAUCUCUUCGUCAGAAACCCUAAAGCGGGAGGCAAAACCAUAAUCGAUUUCGAUUUGGCUCUGCUUCUGGAGCCGUGUAUGCUUCUCGGAGUAAGCAUCGGAGUGAUCUGCAACCUCGUGUUCCCGAAUUGGCUCAUAACGAUCCUCUUCGCCGUGUUUCUCGCGUGGUCGACGAUGAAGACUUUCGGAAACGGGAUUUAUUACUGGAGAUUGGAGUCGGAGCUGGCGAAGAUCAGAGAAUCGAAUCGAAUCGGAGAAGACGAUGAGGAUGAGGAUAAGAUCGAGAGCGCGAAGUUGCCUCUUUUGGGAGAUUACGAGAGACGAAAGAGGUUUCCAUGGAUUAAGCUUGGAGUUUUGGUGAUUAUUUGGCUCUGUUACUUUGCGGUUUAUCUUCUUCGUGGAAACAAAUACGGCGAGGGAAUCAUAUCGAUCGAGCCAUGUGGUAUCACUUACUGGCUCAUCUCAUCAAUUCAAAUACCACUCACUCUCUUCUUCACUCUUUGGAUCUGCUUCAGUGACAAUGUUCAAAGCAAUCAGUGUUCAGAUCACCAAGUCUCAGCAAAGGACGUGGAAGAUUUGAGAUCAAAUGAUUGUGGAAGAUCAAACAAGUGUAUGUUCCCUGUAAUGGCUCUAUUAGCUGGAGUUUUGGGUGGCGUUUUCGGUAUUGGAGGCGGUAUGCUCAUUAGUCCUCUCCUCCUCCAAGUCGGUAUCGCUCCAGAGGUUACAGCAGCGACAUGUUCUUUCAUGGUUCUGUUUUCAUCAACAAUGUCUGCGAUUCAAUACUUGUUACUAGGCAUGGAACAUACCGGAACAGCUAGUCUAUUCGCAGUUGUAUGUUUUGUAGCUUCACUAGUGGGACUAAUGGUGGUUCAAAAGGUUAUAACUCAGUACGGAAGAGCUUCGAUCAUCGUGUUCUCUGUUGGUAUCGUCAUGGCAUUGAGCAUUGUGUUGAUGACAAGCUACGGAGCUCUUGAUGUUUGGAAUGAUUUUGUCUCUGGUAGUUACAUGGGUUUCAAAUUACCUUGUUGA